Molecule: messenger RNA, 690 nt
Organism: Cyclospora cayetanensis
Lineage: Eukaryota; Apicomplexa; Conoidasida; Eucoccidiorida; Eimeriidae
Exons: 1
Coding region: 1-690 (229 amino acids)
Source: RefSeq, a predicted model, not a curated record
AUGUGUUGCUACUGUUGCGGCUGGAUGUCCUUACGGAUUCGUGCUGCACUCUUGUUCGGGAUUCCUCUUGUGUAUGGCUCUGUGUUGCUGGCUCUCGUCGUAUGGCUGCCACUCCCCUUCGACACAAGCCCGAUCCUUUCUGUGUCCUGUGUUUCCUACGCCUGUCUCAAUCUUCUUACGGGAUGCGUGGGGGAACUCGGAGUUCUUCGACGGAUAGAAGCGGCCCUUAGGGCCACGCUAGUGCUCCUUAUUAUGGAAAAUGUAAUCAUGCUCUUCCUUUCGGGGUUCCUGUGCGGCUUCGCGGUGUAUCGACACAUGAAGCCUGGGAAAGUGGACCCCUAUGCUCAUACUUGGGUCUCUCUUUGGCUUCCUCCUGCGGCAAGAGUGGUUCUGUGCGUCGUCCUUUUCCUGCUUUCUCUGAUUUCUCUCUGCUCUCUCUGGGUAGUGGCGGAGUAUCAAGCCGAGGUCGAUGCGGAGGCCUUCCUGAAGGAUGCUCAAACGCUGAAGCAAAGAGAACGGCUGGCUCUUUUGCAUGAGUACAAAGAACCUCUUGGCGCAACCAUAGAAAAGUCUUCAGGGGCCUCUGAGGAGGAGGUCCAAAACACAGGGGAACCUCAGGGACCUGGUAGAAAGCCACAAAAGGAAGGCGGCUCUGUUACUAUAGCAAUGCCAGAUCACAUAGACCCCUAA